UGCAUCCCUUCAGCGACCACCCCUGAGCAGAAACCCAGGUUCCAGGGCCCGUUUGGAGCUGAGGAAGAGUUGCAGUGCCAGAGCCCACACGCAGACUGCUGGAGGAACCUCAUCAUGGAGAUCCCUUGUUCCUGGUGGCCAGAUCUUGUCUGGGAUGGUUUUGGUGUGGCAGCUUUGUAAAGGUUCAUGUGCAAGUCUGACACAGAGGACUGGAAUUUGCAGCUCUGGAAACCAAAACUGUGCAAGGAUUCCUGCCCUCCCCUGCCUGGCGAGCACAAGAGAGAAAGGAGGAAGAUGGACGGAAAUCCCAACAACACAAUCCAUGGCUGGCAUACAGUGUCCCCAGCACCUACAGAGAGCCUGGUCUAUGAGGAUGAACACAACGGGACCCAGUGCUUUGCAGAACACGUCCCUGAACUCGUCACCGGGAGCAUCACGCUGCUCAUCUGCCUAUGUGGGCUGGUGGGGAAUGGGGCCAUCCUCUGGCUCCUUGGCUUCCGCAUCAGGAGAAGCCCCUUCACUGCCUACCUCCUGAACUUGGCCGUGGCUGACUUCUGCUUUCUCCUCUUCACAUCAGCUUUCCUUGUGGUUUAUCAUAUGCCCAUGCUCAGCUGCUCCCAGCCAGCGCUCCUGCAGGUGCUGCCGCUAUUUCACUCCAUGGUUCUGCUCACGUACAGCACCAGCCUCUACCUCCUCACUGCCAUCAGUGUGGAGAGGUGUAUGGGUGUCCUCUGGCCCUUCUGGUGCCGAGGCCACCGCCCGGAGCUCCUAUCUGCUGCCAUGUGUAUCCUGCUGUGGGCCCUCUCCUGUGUGCUUGCAGGGCUGGUGUACUUUGUGUGUGACCUGGAUCAUUCCCAACACUGUGGGAUGGUUCUUGGACUCUUGUGCUGCCUCAAUUUCUGCUUUUUCACUCCCUUUAUGGUCCUUUCCAAUGUGAUCCUCUUCAUCAAGCUCAGGCGCAGCUCUUGGCAGCACCACCCAGCUAGGCUGUACACUGUCAUCUUCCUCACCGUUCUCUUCUUCCUCCUCUUCGGCAUCCCUCUCAGUGUCCAGAUCUUCCUCAACUUCUUUGUCUACAUUAACUUUGUCUUUGAGAUCUGCCUGUUGCUGGCCUCUUUCAACAGUGGCAUCAACCCCGUUAUUUAUGUCCUGGUUGGGAGCUAUGGGAAGUUCACAUUCAGGGGAUCCGUCAAAGUGGCUCUUCAGAGGGUCUUUGAAGAUAGGGCAGAUUCCCAAGAGGUGGGUGAGACCCCUGUGAUGGAAAUUGUUGCCUAAACCCCUAUGGCUGCAGGCUGGAGAGGAGUGGCCGUGCCUUUGCACCCCAUGUCAGCACCCAUGGCCUGGCUGGGUGAGCAGGACCAGCAGUUGACAGUUGUGUCCCCCAGGACAUGGCCAUGGUCAAUGAUGUUUCCAGGGGCAGGGCUAGUUCCCAGCUCGAGCUUGUUUUUAAGUUAUUUAAAUAAAGGUGUCUUUCAUGUAA
Molecule: messenger RNA, 1480 nt
Organism: Strigops habroptila (Kakapo)
Lineage: Eukaryota; Metazoa; Chordata; Aves; Psittaciformes; Psittacidae
Product: proto-oncogene Mas-like
Exons: 2
Coding region: 187-1275 (362 amino acids)
Biological process (GO): G protein-coupled receptor signaling pathway
Cellular component (GO): membrane
Molecular function (GO): G protein-coupled receptor activity
Source: RefSeq, a predicted model, not a curated record